Closterium sp. NIES-67 is the source of this 1888-nucleotide messenger RNA. The record is from the annotation of a GenBank genome assembly. Lineage: Eukaryota; Viridiplantae; Streptophyta; Zygnematophyceae; Desmidiales; Closteriaceae.
UAGUGGCUGGGUUUCUGACAUGGUACAUCAGAGCCAAAGGUCUUGGGUUCAACUCCCAGUGCCAGCGCUGCAGAGGCGCUCGUGUCUUCCACCUAUCCCAGCGGGGGGGGGGGUGUUGAGUGACCCGCUGGGGUUGCCCUUGAGAUCCUCGGGGAAGGGCCACAGCAGUAUCGUGUUGUCCUUAGUGGAAACAAGCUCAGCUCUCGUCAGUGACGUGACGAGUUGUUUCGUCGCGAGAUUUUCGAGCCCAGCUGCAGCAGCAAGGAACUGCGGGGAUCGGCGCAGCGCCGCGCGACGUGAAGCGAAGCGAAGCAUGAAGAUCGAGGACGUGCAGUCGACGAGCAAGAAGCAGCGAGUCGCGUCGCACACGCACAUCAAGGGGCUCGGCCUCAAGGAGGAUGGGUGCGCGGUGGAGGUGGGCGGGGGGUUCGUGGGGCAGGAGCGCGCGCGUGAGGCGGCGGGGCUGGUGGUGGACCUGAUCCGCUCCAAGCGCAUGGCGGGGCGCGCGCUGCUGCUGGCGGGUGCGCCGGGCACGGGGAAGACCGCACUGGCGCUGGGAAUCGCGCAGGAGCUGGGGUCUAAGGUGCCGUUCUGCCCGAUGGUGGGGUCGGAGGUGUUCAGCAGCGAGGUGAAGAAGACGGAGGUGCUGAUGGAGCACCUGCGCCGCGCCAUCGGGCUGCGCAUCCGCGAGAAGAAGGAGGUGUACGAGGGCGAGGUGGUGGAGCUAGCCCCCGAGGAGACGGAGAGUGUGAGUGGGGGAUACGGCAAGGCGAUCAGCCACGUGGUGAUCGGGCUCAAGACGGUCAAGGGCACCAAGCAGCUCAAGCUCGACCCCUCCAUCUACGACGCGCUGCUCAAAGAAAAGGUGUCAGUGGGCGAUGUGAUCUACAUCGAGGCGAACAGCGGUGCAGUGAAGAGGGUGGGGCGCAGCGACGCGUUUGCAAGCGAGUUCGACCUGGAGGCGGAGGAGUACGUGCCGGUGCCCAAGGGAGACGUGCACAAGCGCAAGGAGAUCGUGCAGGACGUGACGCUGCACGACCUGGACGCGGCCAAUGCGCAGCCGCAGGGCGGGCAGGACAUAAUGAGCAUGAUGGGGGCGCUGCUGCGGCACAAGAAGACCGAGAUCACCGACAAGCUUCGGCAGGAGAUCAACAAGGUGGUGAACAAGUACAUCGACGAGGGCAUAGCGGAGCUCAUUCCAGGAGUGCUCUUCGUUGAUGAGGUGCACAUGCUCGAUAUAGAGUGCUUCACGUUCCUCAACAGAGCGCUGGAGAGCCAGCUAGCGCCCAUAGUUAUCUUCGCCACCAACCGAGGCAUCUGCCCCAUCCGGGGCACGGACGUGCUGAGUCCGCACGGCAUCCCCGUUGACUUGCUUGACCGCCUGGUCAUCAUCACCACUCUGCCCUACACCCCCGACGAAAUGCUCAAGAUCAUUGCAAUCAGAGCGCAAGUGGAGGGCCUCACCAUUGACGAGCAGUGCCUUGCCUUGCUCGGGGAGAUCGCAGAGCGAACCUCCCUCAGACAUGCAGUCCAGCUCCUCACUCCCAGCAGUAUUGUGGCGAAGGCAAAUGGUCGAAGCAACCUGACAAAGGAUGACAUUGAUGCGGUCUCGCUUCUAUUCUUGGACUCCAAGGCAUCAGCAAGGAUGCUACAGGAGCAUUCAGACAAAUAUGUUUCACAAUGAUAAUGAUUUUGUCUGAUAACGUGUAAGUAUAAGAGACGUUUUGGUUCUACUUGCUUUUCAGGAAAAGUUUUAAGAAUAUUCAUAGCGCUGAUAUGCACUGUGAAAGCGUAUGAGCAUAGGCAGCCUGUUAUUCUGGCCGCUUGGAGCAAAGCUUGUUGGGAGUACGAUGCCACGUAGUGUCCACGUAUGCAAUACGUCAUUUAG